Molecule: messenger RNA, 1349 nt
Organism: Melitaea cinxia (Glanville fritillary)
Lineage: Eukaryota; Metazoa; Arthropoda; Insecta; Lepidoptera; Nymphalidae
Exons: 3
Coding region: 1-1326 (441 amino acids)
Source: RefSeq, a predicted model, not a curated record
AUGUUCUGUCCGCACAAGAAUUCGUAUCUGCAACUCGUUUGCGCGAUGAACCCGCGCCUCAUAAACAAGGCGGUGGACAUCGCUAUGGAAAACAAACGUUUCGAUCCACACACAGAACUUCCGCCAGCUCAAAGACUAGAAUCAAUGCAGCCUUCGCUGUACGCUCCGCAUGUCGAUAUAACACGCGCUCGUUUAGGUUUCGGGCGUGUAGGUCUUAGACUUAUUAAUAGAGACCUACACUCACCAGAUAAUCUUGUUCAGCUUCAGGCUAUACACAGUGUUUUGGAUCAGGUGCAGAUAUCCGAAAAUGCGAUGUUCCUGAUAAACAUACAUGUGGGAUUUCGUCUCAUCGACUUGAUGUUAGACAGAAACCCAGUAAUACGCGAAAAGGUUUGCCUCAUCCUCACUUCUUUAGCCAACUACUAUCAAGGGCGAAAACAAAUCAUAUCACGACCAAAAAUUAUCGAAAACCUCAUGUGGCUUAUUAUGAGAGAUAGAAGAGAAAUAAGGUUCGCAGCAGCAUGUACCCUAAAAACAUUAGCAUGCGACAAAUGUUCUGUUGAAAAAAUUCUUCAGACUGACGACAUUAUAGAAAAUUUGUUAAAAAUGGUCAAAAAUGAACAUACGGGAAUUGUAGUUUUGCAUCUUAAAACGCUGGAGGAACUAAUUCAAUGGGACCAGGAGAAAGCGUUAAAAGCUAACGCUUUCCAAAUUAUGUUAAAACUGAAAGAAAAUAAGGAUCCAAGAAUUAUUUGUGGAGGAAUGGAUUGCUUGACGCAGAUCUGCAAACAUGAUAUCGGAAAGAAAUUAGCAGAUAUUUAUGAUUUAACAUGCUCAUUGAGACCUUUCUUAGCGUCUCCAUCACUGGAAGUCAGAAUCAGCACUGUUGGUUUGAUGAAAUACACAACAUUAACGACGCGAUCAAAAUGGCGCGCUAAGGAAUUUUGUGUCGAUUUAACCAAGUCCUUGGUAAUGUUGUGCCAAAGUCCAAACAGUCCUAUCCUGCAAUUAAGAUCAAUGCAAGUUCUGAUAAACCUUUGCGAAUGCCCUGAUAUCAGAUAUCAUAUGAAAUCUCAUUGGGAGAAAAAAGUAAAGGCGAUAAAAAUAAGAACUCAUGAGGAAUGGGAUGGAACAAGCGAAACCACAACUUAUGGCUUGGAAACUGGCCAUAAUUAUAGGACGAUGUGCAUCGAAGGGGUCGAAACUAUUAAAAACGAUUAUGGAGAUAACACAGAGGUCGUCAAUGUUCACAGCUAUUUGAAACGUAUACACGAAACCAAAGCAAAUUUACUAUACUUAAUUAAUUGGAAAUCCUAUAAAGACUAACAAUAACAAAUAAAUGAAAAUAC